AAACAAACAAAAAAAAACGAUAAAAAUAACAACACAACUACAUAUGAUUACUUUAAAAUGUAAUUGAAGAAAAAAAAACAUAACAAAAAAAUAUAAAUAAAAUAGUAUGGAAUUCAUGUAUUAUAGACGCAAUUAAAAUUCUAACACUGUGGAGUAAACACACUAGUGGGGGUCUAAUUACAAAUUAAAAAAAAUAAUAAUUAAUAUAAAAUAAAAGUAUUAUUUUCUAAAAGUCAUUGUGAUCAAACAGUUUUAUAACUUUUAACCGGUUAAUUGUUUAAAUAACUAUUUUUUUUGCAAAUUUUAUGAUAAAAGCACAUUUUAUGAUUAACAUUUCCAAAAACAUUGUGAAAUUGUUUAGAACAUUGACAUUAGCAAAAUAAAAAAAUUGUAUUUGUACGAGCAAAGAGUCAAAAAUACAAAUGUAAAAAGAAGUGCAGUGUUUUAUACAGAAAAAAAACAUUAACUUAAAAUAAAUAAAUAAUUAAGGAAAUAACAAUAAAAAUAAAGAUCAUCUAAACAACAGCAGCAAUGACAUUGGCAACAGAGCAGGCAAAUAUUUGUCAAACUACUAUGGACGUAGAGUUUCAAUUUCAAUUAUUUUCAUCCCAUUAAGGACUACAAGCCCAAAGGUUUCUGGAUAUUUAAAUGGUUAUACAAUUGGACUGCUAGUUCUCCCGCCAUGUUAAGAGCUGUGGAAAAGAAAAUUCUUUCCUUUUUGAAAACGCCCUAUCGCGGGUUCUUUGUCGAUAUAGGACCAGCCAUUGGAGAAUCGGAUAAAAUAUGGACCGUUAGUUUUAAUACUGAUUCAAAGGAAAUACCCUUGGUAAUGUUGCAUGGCCUGGGCGCUGGUGUUGCCUUGUGGGUAAUGAAUUUUGAUGCUUUGGCAAAAGAUCGUCCGGUGUAUGCCAUCGAUAUUUUGGGUUUUGGUCGUAGUUCAAGACCCAAGUUUUCCAAUGAUGCUUUGACGUGUGAAAAACAAUUUGUUAAAUCCGUAGAGGAAUGGAGACGUGAAAUGAAUAUAAGUAAUAUGAUAUUGUUGGGCCAUUCGAUGGGUGGUUUUAUAGCCUCCAGUUAUGCUCUAACAUAUCCGGAUAGAGUUAAACAUUUAAUACUGGCCGAUCCUUGGGGUUUUCCAGAAAAACCCUCCGAAGCCUUGACCAGCAAACAAAUACCCUUUUGGGUAAGAGCCAUAGCUUACGCUCUCACACCACUCAAUCCCUUGUGGGCUUUAAGAGCAGCGGGACCUUUUGGUCAGUGGGUGGUGCAAAAAACUAGACCAGAUAUAAUGCGCAAAUUUGCUCCUACUAUAGAGGAUGAUAUACAUUUAUUGCCUCAGUACAUACACCAAUGCAAUGCUCAAAACCCCACUGGCGAAUCGGCUUUCCACAGCAUGAUGGAAAGUUUCGGUUGGGCUAAAAAUCCCAUGAUUCAUCGUAUCAAAGAUGUAAGACAAGAUAUACCCAUCACCUUCAUAUACGGUAGUCGUUCUUGGAUUGAUUCAUCCUCUGGCGAGAAAAUCAAAUCUGUACGUGGCAAUUCUAUGGUAGAAAUCAAAACGGUUACUGGUGCAGGUCAUCAUGUUUAUGCCGAUAAGCCGGAUGUAUUCAAUCGUUAUGUAAAUGAAACCUGUGAUUUGUACAAAAGAACACCACCACUGAUACGUGAAUCCACCGAAUCGGAUGAAGAACAUGAAGUAUCUCUACCACCAUCCUCAGCAAGAGGACAACGAAUAGAGGAAUCUGCCGAGGCAGAAUCUGAGGCUUCAACAGCUGAUACAAGAAAAUAAUUUACGAUAAUCUUUAAACUUAAUUACAAAUUUGUUGUUAUAUUUUCAUAUCAAAAAAAA
This is a messenger RNA of Lucilia sericata (common green bottle fly), 1849 nucleotides long. It is a transcript of the gene puml, whose product is annotated as (Lyso)-N-acylphosphatidylethanolamine lipase. Gene Ontology annotation, molecular function: catalytic activity. The transcript has 2 exons. NCBI's taxonomy places the organism in Eukaryota, Metazoa, Arthropoda, Insecta, Diptera, Calliphoridae. The coding region runs from base 683 to 1789 and encodes 368 amino acids. Gene Ontology annotation, cellular component: lipid droplet. The record is from RefSeq and is a predicted model, not a curated record.